GAGGACAAACUGGACAUGUCCACGCCGAAGAUGUACAGCUCCUUCAUCCCCAAUGGGCGGGCGGAGCCUCAUCUUCACACCCCCGUACACCAGGGUCUGCAGCUGGGAGACCCAGACCUCAACCUGUCACAGUCUCUGUCUCAGGGGGAUGGCGAGCUGUCCGGCCUGCCCACGCCUGACUCCACCCCCGAGCUCCCCAUCAAGAACAUGAAGGCUCUGCGGCACCAUCAGUACGAGAAGAACCAGAACUGCAACAACGCCAAGGACAACCUCCCCAAAUCCGGGCCCAGCUGCUCCGGGUCCAGCAUCGGCUUCAUGGCGGUCGUCGGGAACUCUUUGACCCAGCAGGUGUUUCCUUUCUCUCAUCACCACAGCAACAGUCUGAGCAACGGCGCCGCCCACGGAGCCGGAGCCUCUUCGACGUCGCUACACCUCCCCGAGGAGAGGAAGAUCUCCAACGACGAGCGAGCGGCAGCAGCAGCCGCAGGAGGAGGAGGAGGAGGAGGAGGACCGCCCCAUCACCAUCUCUCCCAGCAGUCCCUCCCUCAGGCGGUGGUGGACGUGUCGGCGCUGGACGAGCUCCUCAAACACAUCCACGAGGUCAGCGCGUCGGGGACCGGAGGCAUCAAGGUCCUCACCUCCACCUCCUCCUCCGCCCUGUUCCCCGGACCCUCCAAAGGUGGUCUCCAUCACAACCUUCAUCACCCUCUGCAUCACAGCCACCACACCCAGACCCGCACCCACCACUACAACCACAGCCAUCACCAUAGCAACCACCACAACAAUAACAACAGCAGUAGCGGCGGAGGUGGAGGUGGAGGGGGUCACCAUCACCAGCAGCAGAUCCCCGAGAUGGAGUCGCCGUCGUACUACAACACCUCCACCCUCCCCAGGGACGGCCUCCCUAAAUGCAUAGACGCACCUCCUCAGAACACCUCCUCCUCUUCCUCCUCCUCCUCCUCCUCCUCCAACAACCCCACCUCCUCCACCUCCAUCCCGUCCUCCUCCUCGUCCUCCUCCUCCACGCCGCUCCAGCAGCAGGUGAUCCCAGAGAGACCCGGAGCGAGCAACGUCUCAGUGACGCGCCACCACUCGCAGCGCCACUCCCUCAUCAAGAUGGGUGGUGGCGGCGGGGGCGGAGCUGUGCCGCGACACCACAGCUUCAACCAGCGGGGGGCGCAGCACGCACACUUCUUAGCCAGGAUGAACACCAACAGCAGCAGCAACGGGCCGCCGGGCGUCGGCGGGGCGGCGAACGCCAACGCCAACAACAACCGAGCGAACCAGCGCCCGUCCGUCUCCAGCACGUGUCUGACGCGGCAGCACAGCUACAGCGAGGGGCCGCACAUGCAGCGGGCCGCCCUCGUCCGGAGAACGGCGUCGCUCAAACCGCAAGUACCCCCCAAACCGCUGUUCCUCCCGAACGCGGCGACCUCACCGGUAGCAGAGGCGGGAAAAUACAAGUACUGAGACCCUGUAGGAGGAAGUGGCAACCAAAUCCAACAUGGCCGACGCCGCAGGGCCGUGAGACUCUCAUCACUCCUCAUCACGACCCCUUCAGGCGGGGGGUUCUUUUCCUGCUGCCGUGGCGCCUCCGCCGUCUGAGUCACGACGAGUCUGCGUGCUGAGCCACACACACACACACACACACACACACACACACACACACACACACACACACACACACUCAGAUGAUCCACCAAUAAACAAGAGCUCUGACUCAUUCCUUCAGCCGCUCAUGGCGACUCUCCCCGCGCCACAGAUCCAAACGGGCUCAGGCGAGUCUCAGAGACCGUCUUAAGUGGGGCGAGAGACUCUGAUGACGCAGGAGGAGUCCCACAGGCUCUGGAGGUGGCCUGGAAAAUUCUGGAUUAAUGCGGUUUUCUUCAGAGAGCUUUGAUCUAACGUCCCCCCGGUUGUUGCACUUUUGGCAUCGGGCCCAGACUUUGAGAAAAAGCAGGGACUCAAACUCCUGACACGGACCGGGUCUGCAGACUCUAACGGGGACUCUUCAGUCCUCUUCAGUGAGGACACACACACGCUGAGGUUUGUGUUAUCAGGAGGGACGCUGCAGACGACGGAGAGCUUUAUUCAAACCGACACAAAGACCCGUCUCUGCUUCACGGUCUGAAAUCUAAACGUCAGUGAGUCUCAGAUCCGAGCAGCGAGCUCUGACAGAAACAACAAACCAGCUGAAUGUUUUUUCCUUUUUGUACCAUAUUGGUAUCUGAACGGAGCGCUAACAGAGAGCUGAUCAAAGUCCCACUCCUUUACUUCAAUCACACAGGUCCCUUCACUUCACUCUGUAUGAGCUGGGACUUCAUUUAACCCUUCACUCUCCUCCAUGCAUCCAUGAAGAGUGAAGAUCCCCCUGAAGGAUCCAUAUGAAGUCCUACAUUCACAGAAAAACUCAAACAUUUCCAAAGUUAUAAAGUCCGACACUUUCCAGAAACAACUCAGAAAACUUAACAUUUUCAGGUUUAUAAAGUCGUAGAUUCAAGGA
Molecule: messenger RNA, 2503 nt
Organism: Notolabrus celidotus (New Zealand spotty)
Lineage: Eukaryota; Metazoa; Chordata; Actinopteri; Labriformes; Labridae
Exons: 5
Source: RefSeq, a predicted model, not a curated record